UUUCCAUCAAUACCAUUUCGAAAGAACACAUUGCAGAAUUACUUUUAUUAAAACGAGAGUAAUGCAUGUUGGUAUUUUUGUUUUUUCAUUUUAGGUUCAUUAAUAAUGGUGCGGCACUAUGUGAGAAAGCGUGGAAGUCGUCAAUAUAAAAAUUAUUCAGAAAAAAAUCUGGAAAAAGCUUUGAAUGAGGUUCGUGCAAAGAAGAUUUCUGUUCGUGCAGCUGCUGAAAAAUAUGGCAUUCACAGAAACACACUUUCUGGAAAAAUCCAUGGUAAACAUCCAAAUGCUUCAGGUGGGCAGACAACAUUUUCCAGCGAUGAAGAAGGCUUGUUUGCGAAGUACAUUAUUGCUAUGUCAACUUAUGGGUUCCCACUGACUGCAUUUGAUUUGCAGAUGACUGUAAAGAACUACCUUGACAAAUGUGGUAGACAUGUAAAGAAGUUUAAAAACAAUGUCCCAGGGCGGGAUUGGGUAGAAUCAUUUCUCAAAAGGCACAAACAAGAUUUAAGUACAAGACUUGCAAGAAAUAUCAGUCAUGCUAGGGCUCGUUCUGAUGAAGGGACCAUCAAUACUUUUUUUGAUAAUUUUUCCAAAGAGGUGGAAGGAGUUCCACAUUCUAAUUUAUGGAACUUCGACGAAAGUAACUUGGUAGACGAUCCGGGCUGUAAAAAAGUUAUAGUUAUGAAAGGUACAAAGUACCCUGAAAAAAUUAGAAAUGCUACGAAAGCAUGUACCACUAUAAUGUUAUGUGGAAAUGCAGAAGGGAUUCUUGCCCCCAUUUACAUUAAUUACAAAGCUGAGAAUCUGUGGCAGACUUGGACAGAGGGGGGACCAGACGGGGCUCAUUACAAUAGAACCAGAUCCGGAUGGUUCGAUGCUGCGUGUUUUGAGGACUGGUUCACAAAACUUAUGCUCCCAAUUCUUAAACAGCAACCAGGAAAGAAAAUUAUAAUGGGAGAUAAUUUGAGUGCCCAUUUGAAUAUAGAAGUUCUAAAUCUCUGUGAGAAAUAAAAUAUUUCGUUCAUUUUGUUACCUCCAAAUGCUACACAUCUACUACAA
Molecule: messenger RNA, 1059 nt
Organism: Bacillus rossius redtenbacheri
Lineage: Eukaryota; Metazoa; Arthropoda; Insecta; Phasmatodea; Bacillidae
Product: jerky protein homolog-like
Exons: 2
Coding region: 106-1011 (301 amino acids)
Cellular component (GO): nucleus
Molecular function (GO): DNA binding
Source: RefSeq, a predicted model, not a curated record